This is a messenger RNA of Otolemur garnettii (small-eared galago), 3876 nucleotides long. RefSeq names its product NCK associated protein 1 like (gene NCKAP1L). The transcript has 31 exons. The record is from RefSeq and is a predicted model, not a curated record. Bases 81 to 3482 code for a protein of 1133 amino acids. NCBI's taxonomy places the organism in Eukaryota, Metazoa, Chordata, Mammalia, Primates, Galagidae. Gene Ontology annotation, cellular component: SCAR complex. Gene Ontology annotation, biological process: cell migration; neuron projection morphogenesis; cortical actin cytoskeleton organization.
UGUCACCCUGCAAGUUGAAAGUGUUUGGGCAGGUCAGGCAGGCAUUGCUGUCUGGAUGCUCCUCUCUCUCAGUGGCCAUCAUGUCUUUGACAUCUGCUUACCAGCAUAAAUUAGCAGAGAAGCUCACUAUCCUGAAUGACCGAGGUCAGGGGGUUCUCAUCCGUAUGUAUAACAUCAAGAAGACUUGUGCAGACCCCAAAUCCAAGCCACCUUUUUUACUGGAAAAAUCCAUGGAGUCAUCUGUGAAGUACAUCAACAAGAAAUUUCCCAACAUAGACGUCCGGAACAGCACGCAACACUUAGGACCAGUACAUCGUGAAAAAACGGAAAUAAUUCGAUUCCUCACCAACUACUACCAGUCAUUUGUGGAUGUCAUGGAAUUUCGGGAUCAUGUAUACGAACUUCUCAACACCAUCGAUGCCUGCCAGUGCCAUUUUGAUAUCAAUCUCAACUUUGACUUCACCCGGAGUUACUUGGACUUGAUUGUGACUUACACUUCAGUUAUUUUACUUCUGUCACGGAUUGAGGAUCGACGGAUUCUCAUUGGCAUGUACAACUGUGCCCAUGAGAUGGUGCAUGGCCAUGGUGAUUCCAGUUUUGCUCGUCUGGGUCAGAUGGUCUUGGAGUAUGACCACCCUUGGAAAAAACUGACGGAAGAGUUUGGGCCUCACACAAAGGCUGUGAGUGGAGCCCUUCUCUCUUUGCACUUCCUCUUUGUCCGAAGGAACCAGGGGGCUGAGCAGUGGCGCAGUGCCCAGCUUCUGAGUCUCAUCAGCAACCCCCCAGCCAUGAUUAACCCUGCCAGUUCAGAUACAAUGGCUUGUGAGUAUCUGUCUGUGGAAGUGAUGGAGCGCUGGAUUAUAAUUGGGUUUCUUCUGUGUCAUGGGUGCCUCAACUCCAACAGCCAGUGCCAGAAGCUGUGGAAGCUGUGUCUGCAGGGCUCCCUGUACAUCACCCUCAUCCGGGAAGAUGUGCUACAGGUGCACAAGGUCACCGAGGACCUGUUUAGCAGCUUGAAAGGGUAUGGCAAGCGAGUGGCAGACAUCAAGGAGAGCAAGGAAUAUGUCAUUGCAAACAGUGGCCAGUUUCACUGUCAACGGCGACAAUUUCUGCGGAUGGCAGUGAAGGAGCUGGAGACUGUGUUAACUGAUGAACCAGGACUGCUGGGUCCAAAGGCCCUUUUUGCUUUCAUGGCCCUGUCCUUCAUUCGUGAUGAGGUCACCUGGCUGGUUCGCCACACAGAAAAUGUCACAAAGACGAAGACACCUGAGGACUAUGCCGACUCGAGCAUUGCAGAGUUACUUUUCUUGUUGGAAGAGAUUAGGGCUCUGGUCCGAAGACACACCAAAGUGAUACAGCAAUACCACCUGCAAUACUUGGCGAGAUUUGAUGCUCUCGUGCUUAGUGAUAUCAUUCAGAACCUGUCUGUGUGUCCAGAGGAGGAAUCCAUCAUCAUGUCCUCAUUUGUUAGCACUCUCUCCUCUCUGAAUCUCAAACAAGUUGAUAAUGGAGGAUUUGAGUUCUCAGGAUUGAGGCUGGACUGGUUCCGCCUACAGGCAUACACUAGCGUGGCCAAGGCCCCGCUGCACCUGCACGAGAACCCUGACUUAGCCAAGGUGAUGAACCUCAUCGUCUUCCACUCCCAAAUGCUGGACUCAGUAGAGAAACUGCUGGUAGAAACGUCUGACCUAUCUAUUUUCUGCUUCCAUCUCCGUACCUUUGAGAAGAUGUUUGCUAUGACCCUGGAGGAACCCACCAUGCUGCGUUAUGCCAUUGCUUUCCCCCUAGUUUGUGCUCAUUUUGUCCACUGCACUCAUGAGAUGUGUCCAGAGGAGUAUCCCCACCUGAAGAACCAUGGUCUUCACCACUGUAACUCCUUCCUGGAAGAGCUGGCCAAGCAGACCAGCAACUGUGUCCUGGAAAUCUGUGCUGAGCAGCGAAACCUGAGUGAGCAGCUUCUACCUAAGCACUGUGCUACUACCAUCAGCAAGGCCAAGAACAAGAAAACCAUGAAGCAGAGACAGACUCCCAGAAAAGGAGAGCCUGAGAGGGAUAAGCCAGGAGCUGAGAGUCACCGGAAGAACCGCAGCAUCGUCACCAACAUGGACAAGCUACACCUAAACUUGACAGAAUUGGCACUGACGAUGAAUCAUGUCUAUAGUUUCUCUGUGUUUGGACACACUAUCUUUCCUUCUGAAUAUCUCAGUAGCCAUCUGGAGGCCAGGCUUAACAGAGCCAUUGUAUGGCUGGCUGGCUACAAUGCUACAACCCAGGAGAUCGUAAGACCUUCGGAGCUGCUGGCAGGACUCAAAGCAUACAUCAGUUUCAUACAGUCACUGGCCCAGUUUUUGGGUGCAGAUGCUUCCAGAGUCAUCCGCAAUGCCCUCCUGCAGCAGACACAACCACUGGACUCCAGUGGGGAACAGACCAUCACCACUCUCUACACAAACUGGUAUCUGGAAAGUCUGCUUAGACAGGCGAGCAGUGGGACCAUCGUCCUCUCUCCAGCCAUGCAGGCCUUCAUCAGCCUCCCCAGAGAGGGAGAACAGAACUUCAGUGCAGAGGAGUUCUCUGACAUUUCUGAGAUGCGGGCCUUGGCCGAACUCCUGGGCCCCUAUGGCAUGAAGUUCCUGAGUGAAAACCUGAUGUGGCAUGUGACCUCUCAGAUUGUGGAGCUGAAGAAGCUGGUGGUGGAGAACAUGGACAUCCUCGUUCAGAUCAGGUCCAACUUCAGCAAGCCGGACUUGAUGGCCUCUCUGCUGCCCCAGCUGAUGGGGGCUGAAAAUGUGCUGAAGCGCAUGACCAUCAUUGGUGUCAUCCUCAGUUUUAGGGCCAUGGCACAAGAAGGACUUCGGGAGGUUUUCUCCUCCCACUGCCCAUUUCUUAUGGGUCCCAUUGAGUGCUUGAAGGAGUUUGUCACUCCAGACACAGACAUCAAGGUGACUCUGAGUGUUUUUGAGCUGGCAUCUGCUGCAGGGGUGGGCUGUGACAUUGACCCAGCCUUGGUGGCAGCCAUUGCCAAUCUGAAAGCUGAUUCUUCAUCCCCUGAGGAAGAAUAUAAGGUGGCCUGCCUGCUCUUGAUCUUCCUUGCAGUUUCCCUCCCACUCCUUGCCACUGACCCUUCUUCCUUCUAUAGCAUUGAGAAGGAUGGCUACAACAACAAUAUUCAUUGCUUGACCAAAGCCAUCAUCCAGGUGUCUGCUGCCCUCUUCACUCUCUACAACAAGAACAUUGAGACUCACCUCAAGGAAUUCCUAGUGGUGGCCUCUGUCAGCCUUUUGCAGCUGGGCCAGGAGACUGACAAGCUUAAAACCAGAAAUCGGGAAUCCAUUUCUCUGCUUAUGCGCUUGGUGGUGGAGGAAUCGUCUUUCCUGACCCUGGACAUGCUGGAGUCCUGUUUCCCUUAUGUCCUGCUUCGAAAUGCCUAUCGGGAGGUGUCCCGAGCCUUCCUUCUAAACCGGGUGCCUGCCGGUGCCCACUGAAAAGGGCCCUUGGAGCCUACCUAAACCUAUGCCAUAGUGGAAGCUGUGGUCAUUUUCUCAAGGGGUGGGAUUGGGGCGGGGUCACUAGGAAAAAGGUCAGGAGUCAGAGCUGAUGGAAUGGUGCACAGAGGAAUAAUGAGGGCUGAGAAAUCACAGAGAAGUGGGGCAGGCUAGGGUCAUGGAGAACAGUUUGUGGAAAAAGGAGAUUGGGGCCACAUAUGUGAAUUUACAAUGGAAACCAAGUAACAUACAAGCAUACCUUCUAUAUUCUGGUGACUGGAGCUUGUGCUCUGACAGGCAUGGGUCUCUCCGACCUUCAUCGCUAUUCUAGGAUAAUGCUGGCGGACAGAGAUGAUCAAUCAUUGUAUUAAACCAUAAUGAGCUUAUAAUCCUC